GUCAUCAAUCAUUUUUUUAUAUUUUACAUAAUUAAAUUAAAUAUUUUCCUAAUUAUACUCGUAUCAUGAUAGAUCCUGGACAAUGGAUGCAUAUGCACAUGCAGGCAAACACGCACAAUCAUCCAAGCCCAACUGAUUUCGAUACUUAUUUACCAUGGGCUUGCAACCAGAUGGCUGUCGAAAUGAGGAUUGUCGUUACCAAAACAGCUAUGAGUGAAUAUGUAAGCGUAGUAGCAAGCGAUCGCACCAAAAUAAAGAAACCAAAAAAAGCAAAGAAACGGUCUCCAUCAGAAGACGGUAGUUCCCAAAGUUCCAGCGGCAAUUAUAACAUCCCAUCACUCGUCUCCGGAGCCGACGAUAUCGUCAACAUACAUGCAAUCUAUGAUCAGUUCAUGAACCUAGUACAAAUCAAAUUUGUAAAAAACAAGUACAUACCAAGAGAAGUAAUUAAAAUAAUAACACUACUAGUCCCUAUGUACAAAUACUUGACAUCUAUUACGAUCGACUGUGGCUUGCGCGUGGGCACGAUCUACGACAUAUCUCAACUCCUACCUGUAUCUAAAGUCACAGAAUUAUGUUUAGAUAAUACGGAUGUUGUUGAAGCUAAUUAUUACAUUCUAUUGAAUGAGCCUAUCCUAAAACAUUUGUCCUUAGCAAAAUGUAAUCUUAAUGAUGAAGUUAUUAGACUGAUAGCUGAAAGAAUUAUUUAUCCUUGUCCUGCGUCUAAAUCAUUAACCGUGCUUAACUUGUCGACUAACGAAAUCACAGACGUUGGUGCAAAAUACUUAGCAGAAGCAUUACGUUCAAACCGACGUCUCGCUUACUUAAAUCUAUCUGACAAUCAGAUUACCGACGUAGGAGCCGGUUACAUUUUUGACAUAUUAAUAGAAUUUCCCCUAACUAGCCAGGAAACGUUCGAUAAAAAAUCAAGGCUUAUGAUAUACUUGAAAGAGAAGAAGGACUUAUUUCUCAUUACUAUUAACGAUCUCAGAAUAAUGGACAGUGAAAAGAAGUCAACAAAAAAAGGUAAGGCUGUUAAAUCACAAGCGUCGACCACAAUUAAGAGGAAGCAAUCAACGCCUUUCAGAGAUAAAAGUUCAACACAUGCAGAUGCUGGCAUGUCGCUCAAUGAAAGAGCAGAAGCGAUAGUCCAGGAACUGAUGGGACCCUUGUUCGAUCCCUUUGAUCGUAAUAACACUGUUAUGCGAGACGAUGAACUCUGUUGUCGCGGUAAUAACACUCUCUGUUAUCUGAACGUAGCUUUCAAUGAUCUUACUAUUGCCAGCGUGGUGAAGUUGCGUGAUGUGCUGGUGGCGCAGAAAGAGAUGAAUAGGAACCCAAAGGGUCUGGUUAACGUUAGGCUGGAAGGUAACUAUUUGCCUACAUGGUGUGCAGAGAUGCAAGAUAUUGAUGCAAUGCUCGAGGCUAAUUUGUCAACUUUCAAGAGAACAUCUAUUGUUAAAAAGAAAACUGCUAGGAGCACCCCUAGCAAGAGCAGCAGUUAAUUUUAAUCAUUUUUAUUUUUAAGCAUUUAGGGUAAUUUUAAAUAUUGAUUUCGUAGCAAGUAUGUUGUAGAUCUAAUUGUUAUAUUUUUCUUAAUUUAGAUAUUAGAAAAUCGUGAAUUAUUAUAAUCAUGGAAUUUUAAAAUUAGAUAUUUUAUUAAUGUUUAAAUUAUACUUCCAUUAUUUUAAUGCUUAGAUUAAUUUUAGAUUUUACCUAAUCAUGAACUACAAGUACUUAGGGUACUUGUAAUUUAAUAUUAACUUAGCAUAAUUUUAGAUUUACCUACUUAUACGUCUAAUUUUAAUUUUAGAUUUAAUUUCAAUUAUUAUACUUAAU
Messenger RNA from Helicoverpa armigera (cotton bollworm), 1839 nucleotides. RefSeq lists its product as uncharacterized. The coding region runs from base 66 to 1505 and encodes 479 amino acids. The transcript is spliced from 2 exons. Gene Ontology annotation, molecular function: protein binding. Lineage: Eukaryota; Metazoa; Arthropoda; Insecta; Lepidoptera; Noctuidae. The record is from RefSeq and is a predicted model, not a curated record.